CACUAGCAUACAGUAAGCAUCCACGAGUAGAAGAAUUCCUAAUCAAGAUAAACAUAGACAGUAAAGAAAAGUACACUACACAUUAGCAUACAUUCAACACUGCAUCACCAAGAAUACGAUACGAUACCAUACGAUACGAAACCAAACCAAACCAAACCGUACCAUACCAUACGCCAACGCAACACGAACGUCACAAUGAUAAGUGUGCUCCGCAACAAGACUCUCGUGGUCUCCGCGCUUGCGAUUCUGCUAUCCUUUGCGGGCAAGAGCCGCGUCACCGCACAAACCGCUGCGGCCUGCAAGCCUUCCGAUGGUGGCACGUGCGCUUCCGAGGCCGGUGGCGACCGAAACGACAAAAAAGCCGCAUCUGCCGCCGACGCGAUCCCCUCCCUGCUCUACAGCGCCCGGCAGCAGGACAACGACGACGAGCAGAACGCCAGAAAAGCAAAGGAUUUCUCCGAGUACUUCUCCGCCUACGGAGAGCUACACCACCAAAAGGACAUGCUGACCGACGCACACCGGAUGGACUCGUACUACACCGCCAUUUCCGCCAACGCGGAGGCCGCCUUUGCUGGAAAGGUGGUCCUGGACGUGGGCACCGGAUCGGGGAUCCUGGCCGUGUGGGCCGCAAAGGCCGGUGCCAAAAAGGUCUACGCGAUCGAGUACACGGGCAUGGCCGAAAACGCCAGGAAACUGGCGGAAGCCAACGGAGUGGGGGACGUCGUCACGGUCCUGAGGGGAACCGUCGAGGGCAUCCGCCUGCCGCUGGAGGAAGACGGCCUGCUGGGGGACGACUCCGGAGGCGAGGGAGCAAGCGAGCGGGUCGUCGAUGUGAUUGUCAGCGAGUGGAUGGGCUACGUGCUCCUCCGCGAAUCGAUGCUGGAUUCCGUCCUGGUGGCCCGCGACCGCUACCUGCGCAGGGACACCGGGCUGAUGUUCCCCUCCCACGCCACGGUGCUGAUCGCCCCCAUCUCGGACGAGUCCCGCCGGACCGAACGCCUGGCGGACUACGAGGACAGCAUGGCCGACUGGCACGACUUUGUCGACCAGACCUACGAAGACUACGGAGGGGUCGAUUACUCCGUCCUCACCCGGGAUUUCGACCGGGAGCAGAAGGAGUGGUACCUUACCCAGGGCGAGUGGAGAGAGCUGGGGCGAUCGCACAUGGUGGCGGAGCCCCAGGUGCUCAAGACGCUGGACCUAACGACCUGCACCCACGAGGACACCAGGGGGAUCUUUUCCGAAAACAGCGGCAGCGGCAGCCACGGCAACGUGGACACGAAUGCCUUUGACUUUGUCAUCGAUCCGAAAGGGCCCUACAACAACGGUUCCGGUGGUAUCACCCUUGCCGUCUCGGGCCUCGCGGUUUGGUUCACCACCGACUUUCGGUCGCGGACGGACCCCCUCGCUUCAAGGGAGGCCCCGGUCCUGUCCACCCCCGUCAAACUGGACACCGGCCCCGAGCAGGGCUACACGCACUGGGGGCAGCAGGCCUUUUACUUCAAGGACCCGGUCCUGGUUCCGAACGACGAAGCGGGCACGCACACCACCUACCGUUUGAAGGGGAGCCUCGAGAUGUUUCGGGCCAGAGACAACACUCGCAUGUACAAGUGCCGGAUCAAGCACAGCGGAGAGGAAACCGAAAACGAGACGGCGGAGGUGAUCGGAAAGACCCGGCUGGUGGAAGCCGUCUAUUCGGUGCCCUGAGGGGAGGAACCGGCCCGAAAACAAGCCUUGGUACAAGCGGCUUUCGUCCACGGGGGCAACCACUGGGGUCUGGGUCGGUGCGUCUCGGGUUUCUUUUUGGAACGAGAAAAAGACCACCAUUGCGAUUCCUAAUUCUGCGUACUGUAGCAUUUUUUAAC
Pseudo-nitzschia multistriata is the source of this 1865-nucleotide messenger RNA. Lineage: Eukaryota; Bacillariophyta; Bacillariophyceae; Bacillariales; Bacillariaceae. The record is from the annotation of a GenBank genome assembly.